Dioscorea cayenensis subsp. rotundata (Guinea yam) is the source of this 1789-nucleotide messenger RNA. RefSeq lists its product as uncharacterized. Bases 143 to 1576 code for a protein of 477 amino acids. NCBI's taxonomy places the organism in Eukaryota, Viridiplantae, Streptophyta, Magnoliopsida, Dioscoreales, Dioscoreaceae. The transcript is spliced from 7 exons. The record is from RefSeq and is a predicted model, not a curated record. Gene Ontology annotation, biological process: phospholipid metabolic process.
UUUUAGAACCCGUCUCCCUCCCAUUCUUCCUCUCCAAGCUCUCUCUCUCUCUACAUCAAGGAAACCCAUCAAGGAGAAGGGAAAACCCUAAUCCAUUGCAGAGCGAGUAGGAUUGGGCUACGCACCACGGAGCUUUGUGGCCAUGGCGGUUGCUGAGUUGACCGAUAGCAUUAAUGGUCACUGGAGGGAUCGCGCUCGGGCGUUGCAGUACCGGAUCCGGGAUCGCUUCCGAAUCGCCGUUGAUCGUCAUCGCCGUUGGUCGGAGGAGUCUGAUUACUCCGUCACUCUCCGGCGCUGGGUUCUCCGCCUCCGUGCCUUAUUGGAGAACCCCUCCUCUUCGGUCUCCUCCUCGACCUCCUUGUCUCGUUACUCCAAGUUUUAUCGCAAGCGAGUUGACAAAGAUGUUGAUUUAAUUGAUGACUCGGUCAUUGCUCGUCUGCUCCAAGCUGUUGCUGUUCCUCUUAUUGGGAAUGCGUGCCAUGUCUUUAUGCAUGGUCUUAACCAUAUUCAGAUAUAUGGGGCUGAGAAGCUACAUCAAGCACUAUUGCAAAGACCAAAAAGCACACCCCUAAUCACGGUCAGCAAUCAUGUGGCCUCAGUAGACGAUCCACUUGUCAUUGCGUCUUUACUUCCACCAAAUGCAAUGUUGGAUGCUCGCAAUUUAAGAUGGACAUUGUGUGCAACUGACCGGUGUUUUAAAACUCCAAUGCUGUCUGCAUUUUUCCGAUGUGUAAAAGUUUUGCCUGUGUCUCGUGGUGAAGGUAUUUAUCAAAAGGGAAUGGAUAUGGCGAUAUCCAAGCUAAAUAAUGGUGGAUGGGUUCAUAUAUUUCCAGAGGGAAGUCGUUCAAGGGAUGGUGGAAAGAGCAUUGGCUCCCCCAAGAGAGGGGUUGGAAGAUUAGUGAUGGAUGCUGACAGCAUUCCUGUGGUUAUCCCUUUUGUCCAUACAGGAAUGCAUGAUGUCAUGCCUAUAGGAUCAAGCAUUCCAAAAAUUGGCAAAAGGGUGAUUGUUCUAGUGGGUGAUCCCAUCCACUUAGAAGAUUUGCUCCAAAAAAAAGAUGAAUAUCAAAAUGAUUCUAGAGGAGUUCUGUACGAUGCUGUUUCAUCCAGGAUUGGUCAUCGCCUCCGAGAGCUCAAACUCCUAGUUGACAGAUUAGCCCUAGAGCAACCAUUUGAAGCGCGCGAUUAUGACAUGCAGAAUACUGCUCGUGCCAGUGGAAUCUGGCAGCAGGUAGACUGGGAAGCAUUUGGAAUAGAAAAUGCCAUGUCAUCAGAUAACUCUCAGAUUCAGAAUUUCUCCCUGACAACAGCUAUGAAGGAAAAUUCAGAUCAGCAUCAGCGACCUCAAUCUGAUUACAGAACAACCAUCAAGAUGGGUUUGUCCUAUGAUGGUGGCAUUGUCUCGAGAGUCCGUGGCUAUAUGAAUCCAAGUGAGCUUAUGGGCUUUGCGGCUAGAGGUUUGUUCUUGAAUGGCAGGGUUUUGGAUGAACAUCCUGAAGAUAUUCAAGAAUCAGGUCCUUCCAAAAUUUGGAAGCAAUUUCUUGAGAGGAACUUGUUUUCUCAGAGGAGUGCUCUCUGAUUUCUGUAUGCUGAAAAGUGAAGUCCAUGGUAAGCACCUGCUCACUUUCUCUGCAUAGAAGUUUUUGUAGCUAAUUUGUUGAUGUUCCUUGUUAGAAAAGAGUAGUUUCAGUGUGUGUAAUGGCAAAUAAUAGGAUACUCUUAUUAACACCAGUCCUUUGUAGAAAAAACACCAUGCACGUUUGAUGAUGCUGUUGUUAUUUCUUUUUGCUUA